Messenger RNA from Aphanomyces invadans, 1344 nucleotides. RefSeq lists its product as hypothetical. Gene Ontology annotation, biological process: RNA (guanine-N7)-methylation. Gene Ontology annotation, molecular function: tRNA (guanine(46)-N7)-methyltransferase activity; protein binding. Gene Ontology annotation, cellular component: tRNA methyltransferase complex; cytosol; nucleus. Lineage: Eukaryota; Oomycota; Saprolegniomycetes; Saprolegniales; Verrucalvaceae. Bases 27 to 1121 code for a protein of 364 amino acids. The transcript has 5 exons. The record is from RefSeq and is a predicted model, not a curated record.
CACCAUCGGCAUUCAACACAGCAACGAUGGUACUUGCGACGAGCGGCGGCUUGUUUGCCUGCGCCUACGGCCCCCACAUCUUCGUGUCCACCGGCAAGGAAUCUGCGCAAUUCUCGAUCGCGUCUCAAGUUGUCGCUCUCGCAUUCAAUGCAAAUGCCAGUGUGCUGCUCGUGGCGUCCCAGGACAAGCAGCUGGCAGCUUACAAAGUUGACAAACUUGCAAAGUUAGAGGCUUCCCUGAUUGAGACCCGGCAAAUCCCUCGAAAUGCCACAAGCAUGGUCACCACGAGCGUUGUGGCUGCCGACGGCUCCAAACAAGACGCAGUGCUCAUCGCCGUGAAUGCCGGAGAAGUCGUGGCGUAUCCCGUGCCUGAUGUCUCCAGCCACGAAGGGAUGGAAUUGUUGGCGCACACGACGUCCAUCGUCACGGAUGUGGCCAUCAACGUCGACAACACAUUGCUGCUAUCCGCAGAUCGCGAUGAAAAGAUCCGAGUGUCGAACUUUCCUGCCACGACCCUCGUGAAGAGUUACUGCCUCGGGCAUCGGCAGUGCGUGCGCAAGUUGGCCACAAGUGUGUUGACGCCAUCGCUCUUUGUGUCUGUCGGGUUGGACGAUACGCUCAAGCUGUGGGACAUGACGACAGGGCAACUUCUGCACUCGGCUGACUUAACCGCGAAUGCCGAAGAGACGAAGCACUGUGGUGUGUCGGUAUGCCCGUUGACCAACCAAGUCGCAGUCGUGCGCAAUGGAACAAAGCAUGUCGACUUUUUCACGAUUGAGGACAACGCACUGCGCCAUCGUCGCCGCGAGGUCCUGAGCGAUGCUCAGCCGUCGCAUGUUCAGUUUCUCGCUGACGGGCGUCUGGCGGUGGCGUACAAGCAAGCGCCUUUCCUGGAGCUGUUUGAAGUGGGGGCGGCCAGCGUCAAUGCUGUGGACAUCUCGAACGUCAUCACGUUUGCCGAGCUGGCAGGAGCGACUGUCCUGGGCGAUGCAAACGACGAGGAUGGCGAUUCCGACGAUGGGGAGCUGCGCAAGAAAAAGCUCAAGCAGACGCACUGGAAAGCCAAGCUGCCUCAACCCAAGAACGUCGCCAAGGACCAAGUUGAGACCGAUGACAAUUAGGGCAAAAUGACCCUGCAGAAUGGACUUUGUUGGUUGAAGCGAUGUAGUGCGCAAGUCUUGGAGCUCUUCGCUGCCCAGAAGCGAACGAACUGGUACGGCAUCGCAUGGCUCUCUUGAAGGCCUUGACUUGCCCCAGCAGGUAUAUGGUGAGGAGUAUUGAGAGUGCUGUCGUUGCUUUUGACGAACUCAGAUCUAAGAUAAAAUGGGGUGAACCUGAAUUGGU